AUUCAAACAGCCACUACGCGCAUAUGCCAUCUACCAGCACAACAACCGUUCUAGGCAAGCCGAACAUCUGGCCAAAUGACAUGAAGUAGUUUGAUGACGAAGUUGAGCUUUGUGUCCGCUGAAAUAUCUUCCGUGGCCGAUUUGUGUCUUUUGCAAAAUGUAAGUGUCCUAAUUUUGUACAUUAUUUCGGUAGAAAGGGUGACAGACCGCCGAAUCAAACGAACCUUUCGCGGCUCGUGGGUGUUUUGGGGUAGGGAGCUUCGCCGCCGUGAUGUAGUGCAUUGUGGAAGGGGUGCUCGUAGCGUAUUCUGAGUAACCUAGGUCGACGGGAACACCAUCAAAAUGAACUUCACCCCGUUCGGGGUGCCUCUAUCGGCGGCCCUGCCUGUCACCCAGUUUUCAGCGGCGGGCAAAAUCACUCAAAGCGUGACCACGCCCAAUGGACAGGUAGUGGGAGUGCUGCAGGGCGGUGAGAACGGUGUUCAUUACAUCAGGCCGUUGGACGCUAAUGCGUUUGCUAAUGCCACUACUCACCAGAGUCAGGGUGCUCAGAUAAUAACCCUUCCGAUAACAAUGCCUGGUGCGAAACCGGGGGAUCCCCAGCAGACAGUCCAGAUCCAAGUGGUGAACCCCCAACCGACGCCUGUCUCCCAAGCGAGUCCAGCCAGUUCCCCAAAAUACCAGUUCUCCCAGAUUCCCAUACAAGCGUUUGGACAAGGCGCUACUGUUCUCACGGUCGCAUAUAACUCGAAUCAAGAAGGAAUACAGAUCUUGGACGGCCAAAAUGGCAUGCCAGAAGGCAUGACGGUAGUAGCAGCCUUGCAGCCGCAAGACAUCCAACUGAUCCAGGCGCAGCCCGAACCUGAGAAGGAGAGGGAAGGGUCGCCGGUGCCUUUGGUCAAGUCUGAACAUAACAAGGAGCAGGAGCAGGAAAAUACUGCUACUGCGUCCAUAUCGAUUCCUGCUCAGUAUUUGCAAACAGCCAAUUUACAGGAUUACCUGCAAAAGAUGCAGCAGAACACCGCCCUCCCGCUAAGCCUGCAACAAUUCCUCAAAUUCAACACGACGGACAUAAAGCGUGAGCAUAUCACGGAGGAAGGCAUGAUCGAAACUGUCAGCAUCACAACGCCUGAUGGACAACUCAUAGUGCACGAUGUCAGUCAAACGCAAGAACAGGAGGAGCAGGUUGAAGAUGGCACCGAUAAAACCAAGAAGAAGAAGAGGUACAAGAAGAAACCGCCCAAGCCGAAGAAGCCUAAGCCAGGUCAGGUUCACAUAGCGACAGCGCUUGAUGGUACGACGUUAUUCUGUUGUCCCGAGUGCCAUAUGGCGUAUCCAGAGAAGGAGCUGCUGGAACAACAUUUGAUCGGGCACAAAAUCGAAAGACGUUUCAUAUGUGACAUUUGCGGAGCGGGGCUGAAAAGGAAAGAACAUCUGGAGAGGCACAAGUUGGGGCACAAUCCUGAGAGACCUUUCGUGUGUUCUGUCUGCAUGAAAGGCUUUAAACGGAAAGAGCAUCUGAACCUUCACUACGUCAUCCACAGCGGAGAGAAAACUGAGAUUUGUGGGGAAUGUGGUAAAGGCUUCUACCGUAAGGACCACUUGCGCAAACAUGCCAGGUCUCAUGUGACGCGGCGGGCCAAGGAGCUGGCAGAGCAGGCAAGUGACAGGAUGCUGGGUAUCGUCAUGGGUGAAGGAGGUGAAAUGGAGGGGCAAGCUAAUGGUACUGCUAACGGGCAGAACAACGGUAACGGGGGAAGUAAGGAGGGAACGAUAGGUGGAGUUCCUGCCGCAAUUACCACUAGUACCGGGACAGUGACCAUUAGCGUGGGAGGGAUGCCGAAUUCGCAAAUCCAGAUUCCGGUGCAGAUCCAAGUGCCGCAGCACCACCUGGACGUCUCGCAAGGAAACGAAGAGGAGAGUGAUAACGGUAUCAGUACCGUCGUUUUGCCGUCGUCGUCCGAAGGGCUCUCUAUUUUACCAAAUUAAGUAUAUGCCGCGCAAGAUUAGCGCCUUACGAGUUGUUUAGUAUUCCCUUGGGAGAUGUAACUAUGGAUGGAUAAAUUCAAGGAUGAUACAUUAGGCUGGGAUUCCAUAUACCAUAAAUUGUCCAUUGGACGUUUAUUAGUCUAGAAUAACAUUCACAUAUCACAUACAGGGUGUGCAAUAAGUACCAAGACAAAUUUAAAGAGAAGGUAGGCUUUGGACUGACCUCCCAAAUAAUAAAAACUUACCUAUAUAAAAGUGUCACCGUUUUUGAAAUAUUUUUUAAAUAAUAUAAUAUUUCUUAAAUUUCAAAAAAACGAACCUUUUCAUCUGUGGUCUUUAGCUGCAUGUACAAAUAAGGUUAUUUUUUUUUCUAUAAAAUACUUCUAGAUAGUAGCUUUAUCAUAUACAAAUGCAAUGUAGUUAAAAGAUAUUAAGGAACCAUGAUAAAAUGACUGUUUUGGGAUCUAUAACCUUCUGAUAUUGUUUCCUUCCUAUAUAUAUAUAUAGAGAGAGAGAAUAUGAUCAUGCGGAGAAAGAUAUAUAACAAGUAGGAAAAUAAUGGGCGAUACGUAUUUCUGCUGGUUGGCUUCAUCAGGCCCGAAAUGAAUGCACAUAUGAAACUACAAAAGUAGAUACACAUGCCCACACAUCCGGAUACGGGUGUUACCUGAGGAAACGAAGUUGGAGGUGGAAAAAACGACACACGAAGUCCACAACAAGAGCCAACCUACACAUUGUAGUAUAAAAUGGCUAUACGACCUCGAAUUUUCAAGGAGACGUCGAACCACAACCACGCGGCCGGUUAUAGCCACUUGCUGUGGUACUUCAAGCCCAAAGGAUCUACAAAGAGAAUAUAAUCAUGCGGAGAAAGGUACUAUAUAUAACAACAAGUAGGAAAAUAAUGGGCAAAAUCCGCAAAAAGGAGGAAAGUGGAUUCGAGCAGAAAAUAGGAUAGGUAACCCGAGCGAUACGUAUUUCUGCUGGUUGGCAUCAUCAGGCCCGAAAUGAAUGCACAUAUGAAACUACAAAAGUAGAUACACAUGCCCACACAUCCGGAUACGGGUGUAACCUAUUUUCUGCCCGAAUCCACUUUCCUCCUUUUUGCGGAUUUUGCCCAUUAUUUUCCUACUUAUAUAUAUAAGUUAUGUUGCCGGGAUGGCCGUUCGGGUUUUUAAAAAAAACUUUAUUUUUACUUUUACAAGACAAUACAAUAUACUUGAUAUUUUAUAAUGGAUAGAUGUACAAUAAGGCGAACAAAACGAGUAAUGAGUAAUGAAUGGUCUGGAAAGCAUCAAGAACAUCUAUUUAUCAUCUCGGUAAGGAUGCUUUCCUCAGCAUUUUCUUCUUCCAUGUGCAUCGUUUUCUGCAUCAUAACUUACAUAUAUGUAUAUAUAUAUAUAUAUAUAUAUAUAUAUACAGGGUGACUUUGAAGUUGAGUCAUUAAUUUUCAGAUAAUGAUUGUAGAAGGAAGAUAAACCAAAAUAUGUGUGUAAAAAUAAAAAAAAAAUUAAAAAAAAAAUGUUUACCUUGUUUUAUAAAGUAUCCUCCCGACAAGUAUUUCAGUGCGGACCUGUAUUUGAUCGUCUUAAGUCACCUGAUUCACGAGCCCGUUGUACUACAUUAACAAAGGCACGAGGGGUUGGUUGCACUCGAUUGGGAAACCGAUCCGCAUAAACAUGUGCCAUUUUUUAUUUCGUUUGAGCCACGCAACAGAUACAACUAUUCACUGACACUGACUGUAUACAAAUGAAUGAAAUAAUUCGUUCCAAAUUCUUUCGCUUUUUUGUUUCCGAUGCGAUGAACCGAUACGGCGGAUUAUAUCCGUUGUCGCCAAACACGAGCACAUUGAGACAGGGCGGUACUCAAACUUCCAAAGGGCUAUAACUUUGUUACUUUAAUUUUACCAGAAAAAUGGUAAAGGAAAAAAACAUUUCUUUUGAUCAGGUCUACUCACUGUUAAAAUAAAUGACUCAACUUCGAAGUUAUAUAUAUAUAUAUAUAGACUGUAAAGCUCGACCAAUUUUUAAUACAGUAUAUGAUUGACCUCUUUCUAUUUUAGUAUCAUUGAUAUGAUAAGAAAAACGUAAGAGUUUGAGCUUGUGGAAAAGCUUAAGGUAUUAGGUCUAUGUAUGUCGAGUUUGUUGGUCUCACACAAAUUGCAUAAGCUAUUGACACCUUGUUGCAGUGCAACGAAUAGGUGCAUUUUAUUUAGUUAAUAUUAUAUAUACAGCGAAAACUAAAUUUGUCUGACAAACAUUUCAUUUAAUGUAUUGUUUUCAUUUUGAUUAGAAUUAUUUAUUUCAAUUUUGAUGCGACUAAGUGUUUUAAUUUAUUUUAGAACUACCUUUGAUUUUCACCGAUGGUGAUAAAAUCAACACGUCCCGAGUUAUUCUUACAGUUCGCGGUCAGCGAACUGUCGGAAAAUGUAACAAAUUCUAAAAUACAAAUUAUCACUGCCUGCCUGUACGCAGGUGAGAACCAUUUCGAAGCAGGUCGACGCUCCCCAAUGAGCGUUAGAUGGGUACUGAAAAAAAAAUCGCUCAUCUAUAAUCAUGGAGAUGGAAACCUUGCCCAUUAUUUGGGCGUAGAGAAUAAACUAACGCAUAUUUUCAGCAUGCAUCUUAAUUCAAGAAACUGGUGUAACAUAUUUGGCAACGCGGCAGAUUGCCGCGUCAGCGUUGCUAGGCAACGCGGUGAUGAGCUUCGCUAUCCAAUCGGCUUCUAUCUCUUUCUAACAUACGUGUUGUCUAUACGCACUUUUCUCUCGUACACAUUGAGCUCAAGCCGUCAGAGAAAUUUGAGUCUCAGUGCAUAUAUAAGGAACCAUAGCGGUCACAGAUUAGAUCCCUGAGGCACACCUGAUGUAGGAAUAUAGGGACUCGAUGUAUAACCCCUAUACUCAACAACUUGAAUUCUAUUUGUUAAGUACGAGUUAGUUAAGCAAUUUGUCAUGAAUCCAUGUUUUGAUGUUACAAUAGUGCUUCUAAGAGCCAUAUACAGAGUAGCGAACAGCCAGAUUCAACAAUUGGCCAAAAUUUCGUUACUUUCGUUCGAUUAUGUAUUUGUAUUCAAGAUCAUAUCGAAAAUGAUGGAAAGUUGUUUAGCUAGUACAUAUAUCCAGGUUUUAACAAUAAAGCUUGGAACUAGAUUAAUUAUAGAUAUUAUUUAUUAGGCAUCUUUCUAGUUGCUUUUAUUACGUCAUCUUCGGAAAUUUUUAUUAAAGAUAUAUGGCAUUUGGAUAAAUCUAUGAUAACUGUCAGAGUUGUUUACAUCAAAACUGCUUAAAAACACCAGCAAAGUAUUACGCAAAAUCAUUUACUAUAUUAUGAGGAGUGUCAUCAAUUUUCACUCCCGGGGUUCUAGUGUGACUUUUUGUUCUUCUGACAAACGCCCAGAUGGAUCUGGAUGGAUGGAGUGUUCAGUGUUUUGGACGAAAGCUGCAUAUAUGCUUUAAUUUCAUUUUUUUCUAAUCUCCUCAGUUCCUUCAAUUUUUUUUUCAUAAUACUGUUUGAAAUUUUCUGAAGCUCUUCUUAGCGUUGUCUUUCUUUUUAAUGUUAGAUUCUAUACAUAGUUAAACCAAAUGCUUUGGGGAAAAUGUCAAUAUUUUCUUUAACUGUGUUAAUUGACAAUAGAUUCAAUUUUGUCUUGAAUUCGCUUGUGAAUUAGACAUAGUUGAAAAUGAACAACUUUUGCCUUAGCAUGGAAAACUUUUUCCACUUGGCUGAAACUUUAUAACUUGCUUGCGCGGGCCAUUUAAAAUUCGUACAAGGGUCACAAUGUGGCCUGAAACGUAGUAUUGAACAGCCUUGCUCUACAAUAUUUUUACAUCCGUUGUCAUUUUUAUUCUAGUCGUAGAGGUAAGGGACAAAAUUUUUCUACAUGUUCCUCAGGUUAAUUCGAGAGGAAAAUGUCCCAUGAACAUGGGUCCGCAAAUGUUUCCUUAUCGAGAUAAUGAUUUUUUUUAUUUUUAGGGUGCUAAUGGUGGGAAAACCACAGUAUUGUUGGAAAAUUACUUUUAUUUAACACACAAUUACUAGGUACAAUAAAAAUUACUAUUCACAAUAGUUGUUCAAAGUGUCCACCUUCACACUGUAAACAUAGUCUAGCCCGUUUAAUAAUGUGACUGGUGGCUUUUCCAAUAACAAGACGAUUACUUCUUAUGUUGUCAGCGACAUCAGUAAUUUUACGGAGCAGUUCAGCCCUGGUAUGCGAUUUCUCUGCAUACACUAAAGACUUCAUAUAUCCCCACAAGUAAUAAUCCAAGGGAUUUAAAUCGGGCGAGCGGGGUGGCCAAGAAACUACGCCCCCUCGUCCAAUCCAACGCCCAGGAAAAGUAUUACAUUUUUUGUUAAAUAAAAGCAAUUUUCCAACAAUAUAGUGGUUUUCGCCCACUAAAAAUAAAAAAAUCGUAUCUCGAUAAGGAAGCAUUAGCGGACUUUUUCGACUCGAGUUGACCCGAGGAACACGCAGAAAAAUGUUGUCUCUUGCCCUGCGGGAUACCCUGUAUAAUCUUGAACCUGCAACAAAGAUUUUGCAAAUGUCGCGAUUUUGCACCAUCAGAUGAGCCUUCUCUAUUAAGCAAUCGUCUAGUUUCGCAGAGUUAUUUGAGAAAAAAAAAAAAGGAUUAUCAAUAGCGUUCUUUAGGGCUUACACCUCCGUAUGGCAGGCUUGUAAGACAUUUUUUUAUAGGAACCUUGUGUUCUAUAUGUAUACGAGAUAUUGACAUGUUAUUCUGAAACACCCUGUAUAUAAAGGAAAAUUCGUGGUUAGUGGAUCCUUUAAAUGCAAUAUGGUCCGUUGAUUUGAUGGAAAUAAUACUCCAUAGUUACAGAGCUCCAUCGUAUUCCUUUAUUUUUUUUUGUUUUGGCAUUAUUUUAAUGGCAUUUUAUUCUGUAUAUAAUAGAUAUAUUUAUUGACCUUAUAUUGAUAUUUGUUUAUGAUACUACGCUGUAAUUUUUUUCAUAGCUAAUCUGUGGAAUCUGCAGGUUGUCUUGAAUAGUAUGCUGAAACGGCGAAUGAAAAAUCUUUGCUGGACGAGUGAAAAAGUUCACAGUUCAUCCGUCGAUUUCAAAUUUUAAGGUCCGAGUUAUAUUGAUCCAUUAAAAUAUUGAAUCGUUUAGAGUACAGAGAAUUUUAUAUAUUCUAUCAAACUUAAUUGAAUUCAUACACUAUCAAUUAUAUCAGAGAUAAAAAAUAUUUUCACCAUUUUUUUUUAAUAUUGUGGAAGGUAAAGUUCUACCAAUAAAUAUCAUUUCUACUGAGUGUAUGUAUAAAUGGAUUUUGUGAUAAAAACUGUUGAACCUUCUUUAGUGUUUUUUGCAUACUAUACAAAAACACUGCAGAAGAAUUAUUUUCAAAGCAAACUGAGAUUCUUCUAAUAAUUUGUAUCUAUGAAUUUCUGGGCCAUUUAAAAAAUAUGAGUCCAUAUAUUAAUUGGUAUGUACGGACUGCGAAAACCAAAAGUUAGACAAUUUUGGCCAGAAAAACAAGGAUGAAAUUGUUUAGAUUAAAGAUAUAAGACCUCGAAGAGUAUUAUGAAACUACUUUCUUUUAAAUAGCGAUUUUUAGCCUUGUUUGCUAGGCCACAAUUGACGAUCUGUCGAUUUUCGCAGGCUGUACAUAUUUUUUGUCCUGUAGGCAUAGGGUUCAGGGUUACUAUAUGUAUAAUUUUCGAGUAUUAUAUUUUUUUACCACUUAUUAUAAAUUAUUCUAAAUAAAACUGACCAAGCUCUCAUUGAAGUAUAAUGUACAGUUAAUGUGGAAUAUCAAUGAAUAUUUAAAUAUUUUUUUAAAUACCACCGAUUUUUCUUAUUAACACAUAUUUUGGUAUACCGAUAGAUUAUAUCCAAGCAAUAUCAAAGUUUCCAAUAGCAGCUGCCUUUUAACUUUCUUUGGAGGAAUAAAGUACAUGAUGUGAUUUAAUACAUGUGAAUAAUACGGUGUUACAAUAUUAUAGAAUUCUGUAAAUAUUUAUAAAUGAUGCCGAAUCAAGAGCAAAUAUAUUAAAGUAGGAUAAAUUUUUUAUACUAUUU
Acanthoscelides obtectus is the source of this 8021-nucleotide messenger RNA. Lineage: Eukaryota; Metazoa; Arthropoda; Insecta; Coleoptera; Chrysomelidae. The record is from the annotation of a GenBank genome assembly.